AUGGCGAAUAGCAAAUACGAGUACGUUAAGUCUUUUGAGGUUGAAGACGAAAUAAUGCCUCCCAAUUUGAUCGUCAUUCGUAUAGACGGACGCGAUUUUCGCAGAUUUUCUGAAGUUCACGAGUUUGAGAAACCGAAUGAUGAGAGAGCCUUAAAUUUGUUGAACCAAUGUGCAAUGGCUGUUAUGGAGGAGUAUCCUGAUAUUGUCUUUUCUUAUGGAUAUAGCGAUGAGUACAGUUUUGUUUUGAAGAAGACAUCCAAGUUCUACCAGAGGCGAAGCAGCAAGAUAUCCUCCGUCAUUGUAUCAUGCUUUGCUUCUGUAUAUGUCACAAAAUGGAAAGAGUUCUUUCCCCAUAAGGAAUUGAGAUAUCCACCCUCAUUUCUUUCACGAGUUGUUUGUUGUGCAUCACUAGAGGUUCUUCAAGUGUAUCUUGCAUGGAGACAAAGAGACUGUCAUGAUCAGAAUCAGUAUUAUACUUGUUUCUGGGAGCUUGUGAAAAAUGGUGGAAAGACUGAAACUGAAGCACAAGAAUUUCUAAAGGAUGCUAAAGAACAAGACAGAAAUGAACUUCUCCAUCAACAGUUUGGUAUUAACUACAAUGAUAGUCUUGCAUUGUUUCGUCAAGGAACUUGUAUUUUCAAGAAUGAGGUGGAGGAUUUUGUAAAGUACAAUGAGGACGGAACACCAGUGAAGAGGUUGCGGAGAAAGACAAGUAUUUUCCGCUCAGAAAAUAUAGCUAGUAGAAGAUUUUGGAAUGCACAUGCAAUUCUUCUUAAAGAGCUGGGAAAUUUCUCCGAUGACUGUUUCAAAAUAAACCCCGAUUACAUCAGAUCCUUUGUAUUUGAGAGCAAGCUGAUGCCAUCUACUUGGGUUGUAAUUAGAAUAGAUGGCUGCCAUUUUCACAGAUUUUCUGAUGUUCAUGAAUUCAACAAACCUAAUGAUAUUCAAGCUCUGGAUCUUAUGAAUUUAUGUGCAAUGGCUGUGUUAGAAGAGUUUCAGGAUAUUGUUUUCUCUUAUGGAGUUAGUGAUGAGUACAGCUAUGUUUUGAAGAAGGAUUCUCAGCUCUAUCAGAGGCAAGCCAGCAAAAUUGUUUCUGCUAUUGUAUCCUUUUUCUCUUCAAUGUACGUAAUGAAAUGGAAAGAUGUCUUCCAGAACAAAGAUUUGAAGUACCCUUCAUCUUUUGAUGGACGGGCGGUGUGUUACCCAUCAAAUGAAAUACUUCAAGAUUAUCUGGCGUGGAGACAAGUUGAUUGUCACAUCAAUAAUCAGUACAAUACCUGUUUCUGGAAUCUCGUUAAAUCGGGGAAAAGCAAAAGCGAAGCUCAAAUUUACCUAAAGGGCACUCAAGCACGUGAGAAAAACGAAUUGUUGCUUAAAGAGUUUGGCAUCGACUACACUACACUGCCACUCAUGUUCCGCCAGGGUUCUUCCAUUUUCCGGGUUAAGAGAGAGAAUACCUCGAUGGAAGAGAAUGAUGAUUCUUCUAUUGAGAAAACUGAAACCAAAAUAAUUACAGAAUAUUGUAAUAUAAUUGAGCAGAGCUUCUGGGAAGCACAUCCAAGCAUCUUGGAUUAAAAAAGCUCCGACUUACAUAGAUUUUAAGACAUUGUUGUUGUUUUUCUUU
Messenger RNA from Hibiscus syriacus, 1624 nucleotides. Its product is annotated as tRNA(His) guanylyltransferase 1-like. The transcript has 13 exons. Gene Ontology annotation, biological process: tRNA modification. Bases 1 to 1575 code for a protein of 524 amino acids. The record is from RefSeq and is a predicted model, not a curated record. Gene Ontology annotation, molecular function: tRNA guanylyltransferase activity; magnesium ion binding. Lineage: Eukaryota; Viridiplantae; Streptophyta; Magnoliopsida; Malvales; Malvaceae.